GUCGGGAUGGGAGUCGGGAAGAAGUAAACGGAAGAAAUGUUGGGACCACGCUGGAAAGGGAGAAGUCGGGAUGGAGAGUCAGGAGAGGUCGGGAUGGAAGUCAGAAAAAGGAGGAGAAGAGGUCGGGAUGUCGGGAUAUGGUCGGGAGGGGGAGGGGCAGAGGUCGGGAUGGGACUGGGAAGGGAGAAGUCGGGAUGGAGAGUCGGGAGAGGUCAGGAUGGGAGUCGGGAAAAGGAGGAGGAGAGGUCGGGAUGUUGGGAUAUGGUCGGGAUGGGAGUCGUGAAGAGGGGGGGAUCGAAGUCGGGAGAGGGGAAAGAAGCGAGAGGUCGGGAUACGCUGGGAGGGGUUGAGAAGGGAGAAGUUGGGAUGGGAAUCGCGAGAGGCCGGAGUCGGGAAGAGCGAGCGAUCGAAGUCGGGAUAGGGGAAAGAAGCGAGACGAGGGGAGGGAGAGAGAGAAGUCGGGAUGGAGAGUCGGGAGAGGUCGGGAAGGGAGUCGGAAAAAGGAGGAGGCGAGGUCGGGAUGUUCGGAUAUGGUCGGGAGGGGGAGGGGCAGAGGUCGGGAUGGGACUGGGAAGGGAGAAGUCGGGAUGGAGAGUCGGGAGAGGUCGGGAUGGGAGUCCGGAGGAGGGAGGGAGAGGGAGAAACGAUGGACGGAGGGAGAAGUCGGGAUGGGAGUCGGGAGAGGUCGCGAUGGAAGCGGGUCGGCCAGGGGCCAGCCUACGCCGCGCAGGGUUUCGUUUGCCAUCGCGUUGCGUAUUUCAGCGGCGCCGCACCGCCAGUGCGUCAAGUGUGGUCGACGCGACGAAACGAAGAUGUCCGGUAGGCAGUCGCGUUCGCCACGUGCAAGCGCCGCGGUGGUGGGUGGACGUCAGCGGUGGUGGGUGGACGCUCUAAUCGGAAUUGCGUCGUUGGGCCGGGCUGUCUUCCCGACAUGGUUGCAGGCGUCUUCAACACAUGGCGACAUACGUGCACAAGGUUGGCGGCGGUGGACGUCGUUUUUUGUCUACGAAGGACGUGAUGGACGGCUGCGAUGCACCCUGACGCUGUGCCACGGACGCACCCACGUGUCAACCGUCCUCGUCUCUCACUUCUUGCGCCGCAGGCCCGCUGCCAAUCCAUUCCGUGUUUCGCGGCUUCCGCCGCGUUCUUCAGGGCCGCGUUGUGGCCGAACACCAACCCGCAGUCACACCAUUCCGGAAUGCAGUGCGGGUAUUCUCCCAGCGUGAGGUGGGCCUUUCCUAUACGAUCCAAGACGAGGUUCGCGCUGUUGACGAUGUGUCGCCGCCAGUUGAAGAUGUACGACCCCGCCGCUAUCAUUGUCGGUUUGGGGACCAGGGACAAGUAAAGGCACGCCUCGUAG
This is a messenger RNA of Chara braunii, 1360 nucleotides long. The record is from the annotation of a GenBank genome assembly. Lineage: Eukaryota; Viridiplantae; Streptophyta; Charophyceae; Charales; Characeae.